AUAUUUCUGUAAAAGAUUAUUGUUCAGGACAGUAUAAAGUAUGUGGUGUAUUUUGGGCAUGUGUGAAACCUGUGGAUUUAGAAGAACAUUUAGCUUUAAAUUGCCCAAAUCAAGAUAAAGAUAUUAUAGAUUUUUAUGUUCAAGUUGUUGCUAAUCAACAAGAUCAUAGUCAA
Molecule: messenger RNA, 173 nt
Organism: Racocetra persica
Lineage: Eukaryota; Fungi; Glomeromycota; Glomeromycetes; Diversisporales; Gigasporaceae
Source: the annotation of a GenBank genome assembly